This is a messenger RNA of Haplochromis burtoni (Burton's mouthbrooder), 2393 nucleotides long. Its product is annotated as apolipoprotein D. The record is from RefSeq and is a predicted model, not a curated record. The coding region runs from base 1547 to 2119 and encodes 190 amino acids. Lineage: Eukaryota; Metazoa; Chordata; Actinopteri; Cichliformes; Cichlidae. The transcript has 5 exons. Gene Ontology annotation, molecular function: lipid binding. Gene Ontology annotation, biological process: lipid transport; tissue regeneration; brain development.
GCUGUCAACCUGCCAAUUAAGAAAGAUGUGUUUGCUAAUUCAAGUCAGUGCAUGAUGCUUUUAAUAUUAGAGCGUGACCAAAACAGGAUUUUCUAGACCAUAUCUGAUAUUUGAUUUUAGAAAUCAGAUAUAUUGAAUUUAUAUUUUUAAGACACAUGAAAGAUAAGCAAAUUUGAAAAUUAUUAUGUGUAGUUAUGUAUUUAUUGUUUACGAUGUGUCCAGCUUUACUUGGAUCUGUUGGAUGAGGUGCUUGUGGCAUUGCAAAUGCUCUGUUUUACUUUGCUGAGUGCCUUGUGGUGGAUAAACCAUGCAUCCUCAACAAUCAUAAUAUGACUGAAGGGUGUUUCUCUCAUCUCUUCUCAGCUUUCUUGCCUUUUUAAUUUCCGUUUAUUUAUUUGAUUUGUUAUAGAUGUUAACCGUCAUAUGUUGGCAAAUGGCUAGCGUCAAUUCUAAUAUAUUAACCUUCCUGAUGUAAAUCGCGCUUUAUUAUUGGCCAUCUGGAAAUAUCACAAUAUGUAUUUUAGUCAUAAGAAAUUGAAGUUUCCAGUCCUUUUCAAGGUAAUAUUUUAAAGUUGUCAACUCACACCUACCCCAGACUGUUCACUGGGGAAAACCUUUAGUUAGCAAGACAAAGGGUUAUAAGUAUAAUGACCCCUGCCUGCUGCCUAUUGCUGAGGGGAACUCAAGAUGGAACAGAGUUCAGCCCCUGUCUAUGGCACUGGUUCCAAAGUUCUCAGAAAUGCAUUGAUAUUAGCCUGACUAUAUCUAGGUAAUCUCUGAGGAUCUCUGGAGAGCAGGUGACUAGAAGUGCUAUCCAUCAUGAGGUUUCCUACUAGCCUUGUCACCACCUACUGGAUGGAACAUGGGGCACAUUCCAGGGCAGACUGAUUCACUUAUUUUGCCACAGGGACAGAUUUUAAAGGGCUUUUUUUUUUUUUUUUUUUUUACAGCACCUUGCAGUUUGUGGUGCAAUAACAUAGGGAUUUCUCAACUUGGCUGGUGGUAUAAAUAAAGUAUGUAGUAUCUUACACUAAACACAGAUAUUGAAUCAGUUAUGUACAGCAGCAGUUCAGGCACAUAAACAAACAGUAGAAAACAGAUGACGCACAGAGGAAGAGGUGCUUCUGCACCCGUGACAUUGUGCAUGACUUUCAAAAUCAAGCCUUCAUGCACUUCACUUUUUAACACAGCUAAUUUGAAGUCCUGAUGGAUGUUUUGCUUCUUGUAUGAUUAUUGAAUAAAACAAUCUUGAGUUUAGAAGAAAUGUUAAUUUGCUGCAGCCCUACCUCUUCAGUAGUAAUAGUUAUGCUAUAAGUACCUUUGCUGCACUGAAUGUCAUUCUGAGUUCGCGUUGCACUGGAGGUUAAAGGCUUUGCAAACACAAUCUAAAUAUGGUUCUUCAAACAAAGGUUACAAAGAUCUGGCACGGAAGGAAAAGCUAACCAAAUAGCCAAACCCCUUUGCCUUCACAUAAUAGAGCAGCAGUUGUGGGGUAAUAGAGUUUGCUCUUAUUUUUACUUUGACAGCUUUUGCAAGGUUUUUGGACAUGAAGGCAUUCAAGGUUCUGUUUGCGCUUCUCCUGACUGCAGCAACAAUUGACGGGCAGUCUUUUCAUGUUGGCAAGUGCCUGAAGCCAUCUGUUCAAGAAGACUUCAACGUUACAAAGUAUAUGGGUACCUGGUACGAAAUUGAGAAGCUUCCAGCUGUGUUUGAAAGAGGAACAUGCAACCAAGCUACAUACAGUCUUCAGUCCGAUGGAACAGUCAAAGUUCACAAUGCGGAGCUCCUGUCUGAUGGGACGAUAAACUCAAUUGAGGGAGUUGCCAAAGUUAAAGAACCAUCUCAACCUGCUGUUCUAAGUGUCAACUUCUUUAAAGGUGUUGCAGAUGGUCCCUACUGGGUGCUCUCCACAGAUUACCAGUCCUAUUCUUUGGUGUACUCUUGUUCUGACUUCUUUGGAGUUUUUAACAUUGACUUUGCCUGGAUCCUGGCUCGCACUCGUACGCUGACUGAGGAUGUCAUCAAACAGUUACAUGAGAAGCUGACUGCUGCGGGUGUCAAUGUAAAUCGCCUUGAAGUCUCCAACCAGACUGCUUGUGAUGUUAUGGUUAUGACCUGACCUUAUCUGACCUCUAAAAAUUGAACUAAAAAACUACAAAGUGCUGAUUACCUGUUUGAGCUGUAAUAAUAAUAAUAAGAAUGGAUUGCAUUUAUAUAGCGCUUUUUGGGGCCCUCAAAUCGCUUUACAAUUCCACUAUUCAUUCACUCUCACAUUCAUACACUGGUGGAGGCAGCUACAGUUGUAGCCACAGCUGCCCUGGGACUAUGAUAUUAAUGUGUUGAUAAAAUUUCAGAAUAUGAUAAAUAAAAUGCAAACACUUAAUAGAAGCUAA